CAUGGUUUUACGUUAUGCUCAUAGCACUCGACAGGUCAUUUGAAGUUGAUCUUUCGUGUAGUUAACAUCGUUCGGUUCCUCCAGUCAGCGGACGUAGCAGACGCGAACUCUACCAUAUACGCAAAAAGACGAUACUAAAAAAUCCCAAAAUGGGUUACACUCUUGGUACAGAAGAACUAUCAAACAAAUCAAGCGGUUUAUGGCGAGCGCUACUGGCUGAGUUUGUUGGCAUCUUUAUAUUGAACUUCUUUGCCUGUGCCGCUUGUACGCAUGCAAACGGUGACAAAACGUUAAUUUCACUUGCAUUUGGACUCAGCGUUUUCAUGGUCGUGAUGUCGAUCGGUCACAUCAGCGGGGGUCAUAUCAAUCCCGCUGUGACGGCCGGAAUGUUAGCAGCAGGCAAGGUAAGCUUCAUCCGUGCUUUGCUUUACGUUACAUCCCAAUGCGCUGGUGCCGUGGCGGCCACAUCUGCACUAGACGUACUGAUACCAAAAACUUAUCACAACGGGUUGGGUAACACCGGUCUGAAGGAUGGCGUCACGGAGAUGCAAGGCGUCGGUUUCGAAUUCUUUCUCGGAUUCGUACUAGUGUUGUGUGUGUUUGGUGUUUGCGAUGACAACAAACCGGACUCCCGCUUUGUUGCCCCUCUGGCCAUCGGUUUAACGGUGACGUUGGGUCAUCUAGGCGUUGUAGAAUACACCGGAUCGAGCAUGAAUCCGGCUCGUUCCUUCGGAACAGCCUUUGUGACGGAUAGUUGGAGCCACCAUUGGAUUUACUGGGCUGGACCGAUCGUAGGAGGUGUUGCAGCGGCUUUACUUUACAGCCAGCUGUUUAAGGCACCGACCUUUAACAAUGCUUCGGAGCGCUAUCGUACUACUGCAGACGAUAAGGAGAUGCGUCGAUUGGAUGGUAAGAACGACAUACCCUAAAAAUGCAUCCCUGCCGAUUGUUACGUUUGAAACAACUUCUGUGCGCUUCCACAUGUGAUUUUUUGCAAGCUCACCGAAGAAGUGCAAGUCGAACACCUAAGCAUUUCGUGUGGUACGUUUCUACUAACUGUCCUCAACUGUUAAUUCGUUCCCAAUCGUUUAUGUCCACGGAUUUUAGUAUUCGUUCCGCCUAAUCGAAACUUCGUCCGAGCAUUAGGUUAAGUGCUGUGCCGCUUCUAAUCACCGUUGGUAAUUUGAUAUAUCGCGAGAUGUACAACAAGCUUACCACAAAGUGUGACUAUUAAUAAACGUUUUUAAUUAAGUAAUGAAA
Anopheles funestus (African malaria mosquito) is the source of this 1260-nucleotide messenger RNA. RefSeq names its product aquaporin AQPAe.a (gene Prip). Lineage: Eukaryota; Metazoa; Arthropoda; Insecta; Diptera; Culicidae. The transcript is spliced from 6 exons. Gene Ontology annotation, biological process: transmembrane transport. Gene Ontology annotation, molecular function: water channel activity. The coding region runs from base 150 to 929 and encodes 259 amino acids. The record is from RefSeq and is a predicted model, not a curated record. Gene Ontology annotation, cellular component: plasma membrane.